AUGCGUGUCAAUACCAUCCGCUAUGGAUGUACCUCGUCUAGGUCCCUAUGUGGGAAACAUACUCAUGUCCCAAGCGGGCUCUCCGUUCUCCCUAGGAGAUGCCACCGAUGGAACAGCUCAAGCACCAAAUCACCAGCCAAAGAGUCCGUUAUAUUUUCUGGAAUCCAGCCAACUGGAGUUCCACAUCUCGGCAACUACCUAGGAGCCCUUAACGAAUGGGUGAAGCUGCAGCAAAACGCAACUGAAGGAACCAAGCUAUUCUUCUCUAUUGUUGACCUCCAUGCGUUGACGGUGCCACAAGACGCAGCGCAAUUGAAGAAAUGGAGAAGAGAAGCAUUUGCAACAUUGCUUGCUGUGGGGCUGGACCCUAAGCGCUCUACGAUAUUCUACCAGUCUGCUGUACCAGCUCACGCAGAGUUGAUGUGGAUCCUAAGCACAGUGGCUUCCAUGGGAUAUUUGUCGCGUAUGACACAGUGGAAGACCAAACUACAGCUGCCAGAAGAUGCCACGCUUGAUGACCAGACAGCACGAGCACAGCUGCGACUUGGACUUUUCUCGUAUCCAGUGCUUCAGGCUGCCGAUAUCCUUGUACACAGAGCGACUCACGUCCCUGUUGGUGAAGACCAGAGACAGCAUCUGGAAUUCUCCAGAUACACCGCCAACAGUUUCAACCACCUUUAUGGCUCUAUAUUUCCUAUCCCAGAGGCACUGAUAUCCCCUGCCAAGCGGGUAAUGUCCCUUAAGGAACCAACGUCCAAGAUGUCCAAAUCGCACGCUGAUGAGCGAUCCCGAAUCAUUCUCACCGAUUCUCCAGAUGUCAUCCGCAGAAAGAUCAAGGUUGCCCUGACAGAUUCGGCAUCGACGAUCACGUACGACCCGGCCCGUCGGCCCGGAGUAUCCAACUUGAUUGAAAUCCUCAGCCAUUUUGAGGGUGUAUCAUGCGAAAACAUUGCUGCUGAAUACCACAGCGCUAGUCUCCGAUCGCUCAAGGAACACGUUGGCGACCGCAUUGCCUUCCAUCUACAGGAUAUCCGAGAGCGAUACCUUGGGCUUAUGGAUGACAAAACCGGCUACCUGGAAUCAGUUGCAGAGGAUGGAGCGCAAGCCGCGCGUGCCAACACCCAGGUGACCAUGGGGCAAAUCCGGGAAGCGAUGGGCCUGUAA
Molecule: messenger RNA, 1164 nt
Organism: Penicillium antarcticum
Lineage: Eukaryota; Fungi; Ascomycota; Eurotiomycetes; Eurotiales; Aspergillaceae
Product: tryptophan--tRNA ligase MSW1
Exons: 5
Coding region: 1-1164 (387 amino acids)
Biological process (GO): mitochondrial tryptophanyl-tRNA aminoacylation
Cellular component (GO): mitochondrion; mitochondrial matrix
Molecular function (GO): ATP binding; tryptophan-tRNA ligase activity
Source: RefSeq, a predicted model, not a curated record